Fibroporia radiculosa is the source of this 876-nucleotide messenger RNA. RefSeq lists its product as uncharacterized. Gene Ontology annotation, molecular function: peroxidase activity. Lineage: Eukaryota; Fungi; Basidiomycota; Agaricomycetes; Polyporales; Fibroporiaceae. The record is from RefSeq and is a predicted model, not a curated record. Bases 1 to 876 code for a protein of 291 amino acids. The transcript has 4 exons.
AUGUCUGACUCUUUCCCUGCUGUCGCGUCCAAGCGGCUCUUGUCCGGCCUGCUCUCCAGCCUCACUUCUUUCGCCCUCAACACUGGCGUCCUCGUCUGGGAUCUCAGUCUGACCUUUUACAAUCUCUUCGCACCCCUACUCCCAGAGAACAGUGUCGUUCCAGAGGGCUGUCCGGGUGCACACGGUGUGUGGCCCGAGUACGUGCCCCCGACGUCUGCAGACAGCCGCUGCUCUUGUCCUGCACUGAACGCCAUGGCCAACCACGGCAUCCUCCCACACUCUGGCCGGGGCAUCUCGUUCCGUGCCCUUACCGCCGCCUGUCGCACGACGUAUAAUACCUCUUCCAGCUUCUCAUUCUUCGUCCCCUUCUUCGCCGCAAACAUGCUCAACCGCAACUACUGGGCCGACUCGUUUGACCUGCGCGACAUUGACGUCCACAACGGCAUCGAGCACGACGCCUCCCUUAUCCGCGAAGACACCUUCCACGUGCCUAACCAGGGCCCGCCAUGUCCCGCUCUCAUCCGCGCCCUCCUUGCGAGCGCCACCGGCCCCGGGGGCGUCCUCACUACCGACGACCUCGCCCGCGUCUCUGCCGCGCGCCGCGCACACUGUCGGCGCACCAACGGCCAAUUCAGCCUCAACACCUUCCAUCGCCUGUUCGGCAGCACCAACUCCGCGACGCUGCUGACCAUCUUUGGCGGGCGCGUCGAUGACCUCGCGGUCGUCCUCCUUGAGGAGCGCCUCCCCCCCGGCUGGCAGUCCCGCGUGCGCCACCCCGCAGGCCUCACUUUUACGCAAUUCCAGCCCACCAUCCUGCGCAUCGAGCUCGCCAUCCAGGAGGGGUCCGCGCCCGAGGGCACUGACAAGCGUGCGUGA